Molecule: messenger RNA, 1110 nt
Organism: Colletotrichum siamense
Lineage: Eukaryota; Fungi; Ascomycota; Sordariomycetes; Glomerellales; Glomerellaceae
Exons: 4
Coding region: 1-1110 (369 amino acids)
Source: RefSeq, a predicted model, not a curated record
AUGAAUAUCCCAAAGACAACCUUGGCCUUCCUUUGGUGCUCGGGAAGCCUGCUCUUGGCCUCCGGGCUGACGCAAUAUCCUGCAGAGGCACCCUUCAGAUUCAUCAGCUGCGUGGCCCUAAGCGGCACCGACCUUGGGAGUAUCUUUUACCCAAAAGCAGCCGGUAUCAGCCCUCAAGCGUGCCAGCAACAAUGUGCCUUGAGCGACUCUCACUUCGCAGCUUUGGGGAGCGGCGUGGAUUGCUACUGUUCUCACGCCACCACUGGGCACGAGAUGUAUCCGGCGCUUGCUCCCGGUGCUAAUGACAGCUUCAGUCUCUGCAACACGCCAUGCCAGAACUUCCCAGACUAUGCAUGUGGCGGCACAUAUGGAACAAGGAAGAUCUACAACAUCUUCGGUCAGCAUGGCUACAUCCAGUUCCUCUACGGUCGAUACAGCAUCCAGCUCAUCUUCCACCAGUCCUUCCAGUUCCGAAACAACUACCGUAGCUGCCUCCACAACAUCAUCUGCAACGUCAUCUACACUACCGUCUUCAGCUUCCUCGACGACAUCUGGAACCUCCACGGUGACAGAGAGCAGUUCGACAACAACUCCUUCUGCGUCAGAGACUCCAGGCACUUCCAGCUCUUCAAGUGUUUCGGUUUCUGCAGUCGCCACUACCAAUACACUUUCUUCCAGUUCCCAGAGUUCUGCGAUCACGACGACUUCACAGUCGACGUCAAUCUCUACUUCGAUCGUUCCCACCUCUUCAUUGAGCCAAACCAGAAGCACAAGCACAUCUACAGGGUUUCCUACCAUAUCUCCGCCAUUUUUAAUGACGAAUUCCUCUUCCACUAUAUCUCCCACCAGCCUGAUUCCACCACCUUCGAGUUCUUCCGCCAGCUCAAGCGGCACCUUCAACCCGCCUUCAUCAGGCGGGCCUUCAUCGGGAACAGGGAGUUCAAUUGCAAGCUCGGUUGUUGGCACCACUUCAAUACCCCAAUUAGGCCCCUCCAGCUCAUUUUCUGGCACUUCGCAAACUCCAGUGUCACCUUCAGAGUCUCGGCCGGUAUCCUCACCAGGAAUGCCAGGAUCGUCGUCUUCUGCCCUAAGUUCAAUCGCAACAUCUAG